ACGAAACAAAAGGCCGAUUGAUAUUCUAUUUGAAUUUUUUGCAGAGCUUGUUAACAAUGAAAGAGCCAAUAAUUUAAAAUCUCAACUACAACAGGCUACAAGUUAUUCACGAAUGUUAAUCAAUAGAUAAAAGUUUUACUAAUCAACAAGUUUUUGUUUCUCAUAAAUCUUGAUAAGAUGCAUGGUGUUAAUAUUUUGAGGUUAUACCGUUAUCACCGCAAAAUAUUAUUUCGAGAAAAAAAUGUCAAUAGACUUUACUCUUCCGAAACUAAGAAUAAAUUUAGAAAUAUAUUAAAAUUGCAUGAGAGAGGAAUGUUUGAUGAAAUUUUUCCAGAUACAAGUGCGAAUGAUGUUACCAAGAUUUUGAAUUGUUCGCCACAGUGUGUUUAUGCAGGAUUCGAUCCAACAGCUAGUAGCCUUCACGUUGGAAAUUUAUUAAUUUUAAUAAAUUUAUUGCAUUGGCAAAGAGGAGGACAUCGCGUUAUUAUUGUACUAGGUGGUGCAACUGGAUUAAUAGGUGAUCCAAGUCAUCGUGAAUACGAACGAAUGGCCAUGGAAGAAUACACAGUAAAUGAAAAUAUUAAAUCUAUUAAGAAGACAAUUAUGGAAAUCUUUGAUAAUCAUGAAAGAUAUUUUUGGAAAGAUUAUAAAUUUCCCCUUGCACCCAUAAAAAUAGAAAAUAACAAUGAUUGGUACAACAAGACUACUGUUAUCGAAUUUGUCAAGAAUAUUGGACAGCAGUUCAGAAUGGGGACAAUGUUAAACAAAACUUCUGUCCAAGGUCGGCUCAAAUCAGAAACUGGAAUGAGUUUUACAGAAUUUACCUAUCAAAUUUUUCAAGCUUACGACUGGUUGUAUUUAUUUCAAAAAUAUAAAUGCCAAUUUCAAAUUGGUGGGAGCGAUCAGUUAGGAAACAUUUCAGCUGGACACGAAUUAAUCUCUAGAGUAACGAAAAAAAAUGUCUUUGGCUUCACGUUGCCUUUAAUAACUGGAGAAGGUGGAAAGAAGUUUGGAAAAUCACUUAAAAAUGCUGUUUGGCUGUCAUCGCGUAAAUCGUCAAGUUUUCAGUUAUAUCAGUUUUUCAUAAGAACCAAUGAUUCUGACGUUGAGGCUUAUCUAAAACUCUUUACCUUCUUACCUCUCCCACAAAUUGAUCAAAUAAUUCAAGAACACAGGACACAUCCAGAGCAAAGAAAAGCGCAACAUAUAUUAGCGGAACAUGUCACGACAUUGGUACACGGAGAAGAAGGAUUAUCAGCAGCCAAAAAUGCCUCCCUUCUCUUAUAUGAUUCAUCCAUCGAAUCAUUAUCGUCAAUGACUACAGAACAAUUGUUGUGUGUUUUUGAAAAUACCCAAAUUACUCAUUUAAUUCCUGAUGAAAAUAUGAGUGUUUUUGAUCUUGCUAUGAAGGCAAAGUGUUUCAAAAAUGAAAGUGACGCCGCCAGAAUAAUUAAUGCUGGUGGAUUUUAUAUAAAUUAUGAAAAAGUUACGGAUGUUAAUGAGAUCAUUCAUCCUGAUAAAUAUAUAUUACCAAAUAAUAUAACACUUCUAAGGACUGGAAAAAAAACUUAUCAUAUAGUACAAUGGAUGGAGUUAAAGAAAGAUGCAAAUUUGGUGUAAUAUAAAAUUAUUUACAAUUUGCAAUUAAAUGAAAGUAUUUUAUAAAAUUA
This is a messenger RNA of Ceratosolen solmsi marchali, 1670 nucleotides long. RefSeq names its product Tyrosine--tRNA ligase, mitochondrial (gene TyrRS-m). The record is from RefSeq and is a predicted model, not a curated record. Gene Ontology annotation, biological process: tyrosyl-tRNA aminoacylation. Gene Ontology annotation, molecular function: ATP binding; RNA binding; tyrosine-tRNA ligase activity. The transcript is spliced from 3 exons. The coding region runs from base 178 to 1620 and encodes 480 amino acids. Lineage: Eukaryota; Metazoa; Arthropoda; Insecta; Hymenoptera; Agaonidae. Gene Ontology annotation, cellular component: mitochondrion; cytosol.